Messenger RNA from Culex pipiens pallens (northern house mosquito), 2231 nucleotides. It is a transcript of the gene SCOT, whose product is annotated as succinyl-CoA:3-ketoacid coenzyme A transferase 1, mitochondrial. NCBI's taxonomy places the organism in Eukaryota, Metazoa, Arthropoda, Insecta, Diptera, Culicidae. The record is from RefSeq and is a predicted model, not a curated record. Gene Ontology annotation, molecular function: succinyl-CoA:3-oxo-acid CoA-transferase activity. Gene Ontology annotation, cellular component: mitochondrion. Gene Ontology annotation, biological process: ketone body catabolic process. The coding region runs from base 365 to 1918 and encodes 517 amino acids. The transcript has 4 exons.
UCCAUUCAUUCACUCGUGUGCGCAAGCAAACUUUAUUUUGGAUUGCGUAAACUGCUCUGAGAGAUUGUAAGGUGUAGGCAAAAGCGAAACCUGUAAAUCGACCACGUUCCCAGCCGGCGAACACGUACAAUCAGCUCGUCCACCGACUCUCCGAUUUCGCUGCCUUUGCUAGUGUAGAGGUUUCAUUCUCGCAGGUUCCACCACGAGUCAGUUCUGCUUCUGAGUUGGAGUCGCGAGCAUCGCGAGGACAGAGACGACUUCCGGGAAAACACUUCCAGCAGCAGUGGCCGUGAAGAGGCAAUCGAUUGAGUGUUGGCUCAUUUGUUUUUCUUUUUGGAGUCAAGUGUGAUCCCAAGUAACCAGAAUGGCCCUUUCCCUGCGAACCAGCAAGGUGUUUACGUCCUUCCGGAUCAACCAGCGCACCUUCGAAGUGUCCAAGAUCCUCGCCUGUCGCUACUCGACGAAGAAGCGCUCCAAGAUCUACGAGAGCGCCGAGGAGGCCGUCGCGGACAUUGCCGACGGAUCGAAGCUGCUGGUCGGUGGCUUUGGACUGUGCGGCGUGCCGGAGAACCUGAUCGGGGCGUGCGUCAAGAAGGGCGUCAAGGACCUGACCGUGGUGUCGAACAAUGCCGGAAUCGACUCCUUUGGCCUUGGGCUGUUCCUGCAGAAGCGCAUGAUCAAACGCAUGAUCGCGUCGUACGUGGGCGAGAAUGCCGAAUUCGAGCGCCAGUACCUGACCGGCGAGCUCGAGCUGGAACUGACGCCGCAGGGUACGCUGGCCGAGCGAAUCCGCGCCGGAGGUGCCGGAGUGCCCGCCUUCUUCACGCCCACGGCGUAUGGAACGCUGGUGCACGAGGGCGGAGCGCCGAUCAAGUACGGGAAAGAUGGCACGGUGGAGAUUGCCAGCCAGCCGCGGCAGAUGCAGAUGUUCAACGGGAAGCCUUACAUCAUGGAGGAGGCGAUUGUUGGGGAUUUCGCGCUGAUUAAGGCACAGGUUGCGGACGAGUCUGGUAAUUUGGUGUUCAACAAGUCGGCGAGGAAUUUCAACCCGACGAUGUGCAAGGCCGCCCGUACGACGAUCGUCGAGGUGGAGGAGAUCGUUCCGACCGGUUCGAUCGACCCGGACCACGUUCACAUGCCGAGUGUGUUUGUUCAUAGGAUCAUCAAGGGUGCCAAGUACGAGAAGCCUGUUGAGCGAUUGCGCAUCCGUGACUCCAAGAAGGUCGGAUCGGUGGUGGCUUCCACUCCGGCGGCGAAACAGCGCGAGCGCAUUGUACGAAGAGUGGCGCUCGAGUACAAGGACGGUAUGCACAUCAACCUGGGAAUUGGCAUUCCGGUGCUGUCGUCCAACUACAUCAAGGGUAUCAACGUGCUGCUGCAGUCGGAGAAUGGUAUUUUGGGACUGGGACCGUUCCCGGAAAAGCACGAGGUCGAUCCCGAUCUGAUCAACGCGGGCAAGGAGAGCGUUACGGUCGUGCCUGGAGCGUCCUACUUCUCGUCGGACGACAGCUUUGCGAUGAUCCGCGGUGGCCACAUCGAUAUUACCGUGCUGGGUGCGAUGCAAGUGUCGCAGUUUGGCGAUUUGGCCAACUGGAUGAUUCCCGGACGGCUCGUGAAGGGCAUGGGCGGUGCGAUGGACCUGGUCGCCGCUCCCGACACCAAGUGCAUCGUCACGAUGGAACACUGCGCCAAGGACGGUUCGCACAAGAUCCUGGCCGAUUGCGAGCUGCCCGUCACCGGCAAGAACUGCGUCGACAUGAUCAUCACCGAGAAGGCCGUCUUCAACGUGGACCGCGAGCGGGGCCUUACGCUGGCGGAAAUCGCCGACGGCGUGACGGUCGAGGAGAUCAUCACCAGCACCGGGUGCAACUUUGAGGUGUCGCCCGAUCUGAAACCGAUGGGCCAGGUGCCGGAGUAGACCGAAGGGAGGGAAGGACAUUUUAGCAGGUAAUUUUUGCUGGUAGGGAAGAUUGUAUCAUUAAAACGCGGUAUCUCAGGACUUGGGCGGAGCGGCGGUCACUCACACAAGCGCUAGAUAUUAGAUAGCGGAGAAUGGCGCCAAACUGCUACACCGUGUCAGUGUGUAGCGACGAAGGGUUUUGUUUUUCGUUUUCAAUGUGUAACUUUAUACUUUUGCCUAGAUGAUUAUUAUUUGUAACGGGCCGAAAUGAGAGUUUUGUGUUGUAUACAAAGUAUACUUUAUGAAUAAACAUUGCAGUUAGACAAGUAAA